This is a messenger RNA of Hemisphaericaspora subhashii, 1320 nucleotides long. RefSeq names its product dihydroorotate dehydrogenase (gene URA1). The transcript has a single exon. Gene Ontology annotation, cellular component: mitochondrial inner membrane; cytoplasm. Lineage: Eukaryota; Fungi; Ascomycota; Pichiomycetes; Serinales; Debaryomycetaceae. The record is from RefSeq and is a predicted model, not a curated record. Gene Ontology annotation, biological process: pyrimidine ribonucleotide biosynthetic process; 'de novo' pyrimidine nucleobase biosynthetic process. Gene Ontology annotation, molecular function: dihydroorotate dehydrogenase activity. The coding region runs from base 1 to 1320 and encodes 439 amino acids.
AUGAGUUCAUUACGUCUUAUACUCAAACAUUUGAAACCACAAAGAAUUCCUAAGGGAGUUGUCACCCCCUUAAGAUCACAAGUUGUUCCAACUCCAAUUCUUUUAAUUGGUGGAUUAGCAGGAGCAAUUGCUGGUGGUUAUUAUUUAUUAGAUGCUCGUUCGGCAUUCCAUGAAUACGUAUUAUGUCCAUUAAUCCGUACAUUCACUGACGGGGAACAAGGACAUAAAUUAGGGAUAUUUUUCAUGAAGUAUGGAUUGGCUCCUAGAUUAUUAGAUGAAGGAUAUAAUGAUCAAAGUGAUAUUUUAGGAGUUGACGUAUUUGGAACCAAAUUAAGAAAUCCAAUUGGAUUAGCUGCUGGGUUGGAUAAAGAUGGAGAAGCUAUUGAAGCUUUAUUCAAUAGUGGGUUUUCAUAUGUUGAAAUUGGGUCAAUUACUCCUGAACCACAACCAGGUAACCCCAAGCCUAGAUUUUUUAGAUUACCUAGAGAUGAUGCAGUUAUUAAUAGAUAUGGUUUCAAUUCAUCUGGUCAUUUCAAUGUAAUUGCUAAUUUAAAAGUUAGAUUUAAUAAAUUAUUAACUAAAUUUGAAAAAUCAGCAAAAUCUCCUAAUGAUGAACCAUUUUCAAAUGCUUUUAAAGAAGGGAAAUUGUUAGGAAUUAAUUUAGGUAAGAAUAAGUUUGGUGAUGAAGUUACUGAUUAUACUAAAGGGGUUGAAAGAUUAAGUAAAUAUGCUGAUGUUUUAAUUAUUAAUGUUUCUUCACCAAAUACUCCAGGUUUAAGAGAUUUACAAAGUGAAGAGAAAUUAACCAAUUUAUUAACUACUGUUGUUAAAGAAAGAGAUAAUGUUGGUAAGAACUUAUUAGGUAAGAUACCACCAGUAUUAGUUAAAGUAGCUCCAGAUUUAACUGAACCAGAGAUUGAAUCAAUUGCAACCUCAGCAAAAGAUGCAAAAGUAGAUGGAAUUAUUAUUUCUAAUACUACAAUCCAAAGACCAAUAGAUCAAUUAUUAACUACAGAUACCCAAUUAAUUAAUCAAACUGGUGGAUUAUCAGGUAAGCCUUUAAAACCUUUAGCACUUAAAGCAUUAAGAACAUUAAGAAAAUAUACUAAAGAUUCUAAUUUGGUAUUGAUUGGUUGUGGUGGUAUUUCUACUGGGAAAGAUGCUUUAGAAUUUGGUAAAGCAGGUGCAACUUUCAUUGAACUUUAUACCGCGUUUGCUUAUAAGGGUCCUGGAUUAGUUGCAAAGAUUAGAGAUGAAUUAGCCAAUGAAUUAAGAAAAGAAGGUAAAACUUGGCAACAAAUUAUUGGUAGUGAAAAUUAG